Molecule: messenger RNA, 3435 nt
Organism: Saccostrea cuccullata (small rock oyster)
Lineage: Eukaryota; Metazoa; Mollusca; Bivalvia; Ostreida; Ostreidae
Product: ras-related protein Rab-10-like
Exons: 6
Coding region: 258-857 (199 amino acids)
Biological process (GO): cellular response to insulin stimulus
Cellular component (GO): Golgi apparatus; insulin-responsive compartment; recycling endosome
Molecular function (GO): GTPase activity; GTP binding
Source: RefSeq, a predicted model, not a curated record
GAUUUUAGAUUACAGACGGAAGUGACAUCAUCAUCUCAGACAGCCAUCACAAGUCUUCUAAUUAUAUUGAUCGGUUAAUGGCUAAUAAUAGAAGAAAGUUAAAUGUAUAGCCUAUUGUUUCAUUAUUGGACAUGAUUAUUUUUGAAGAAACUAAUACCUAAUCAGUGGAAGUGAAACUUCAUCUUAUCUGCGACUAAUUAUAAAAGGUUCAAAUCCGCCAUCUUUUAACAAAUAUUCUACUAGUUGAAUGAGGAAAAAUGGCGAAAAAAACAUACGAUUUGUUAUUCAAAUUGCUUCUUAUUGGUGACUCUGGUGUUGGAAAAACGUGUCUUUUAUUUCGAUUUUCUGAUGACGCUUUCAACACAACUUUUAUAUCCACUAUAGGAAUAGAUUUCAAAAUCAAAACAGUUGAACUUGGUGGAAAGAAAAUUAAAUUACAGAUAUGGGACACUGCUGGACAGGAGCGAUUCCACACCAUCACCACCUCCUACUACAGGGGGGCUAUGGGCAUCAUGCUGGUGUACGACAUCACUAACCCCAAAACAUUUGAAAAUAUCUCCAAAUGGUUACGAAAUAUUGAUGAGCAUGCCAAUGAAGAUGUGGAGAAAAUGAUCCUUGGAAACAAAUGUGACAUGGAGAAUAAAAGACAAGUGUCUAAAGAACGGGGAGAGGCUAUUGCCAAAGAACAUGAAGUUCCAUUCCUAGAAACAAGUGCAAAAGCCAAUAUUAAUGUAGAAAAAGCCUUCAUGGAUUUAGCACAAGCAAUAUUAAAUAAGUCACCAUCAAGGGAUGCUAGACCAGAGGGCCAAGUCAUAAAUGGUGGAAACAAGCCAAAUCGCUCUGGUUCAUGUUGUUAAGACUUCUCUCUCUCUGUGUGGAUUCAUUCAGAUUUCACUAAUAAAUGUACUGUCUGGUUAAAGUCAAAGCUUGUGUAGCUCUUUAGUUCAGGAUGUUCAGUUAAUAGUAACUUCGGAAACCUGAACUUGGUCACUUAUUUCUGUGGACCUGAAAACAUAGCAAUGGAUUUUCUUUUUGAAUAAUUAAUUGCUAUUUAAUAAUAACUAAUUAUAUAUAAUAAUAUCAUUAACAUAUAAUAUUUUUUGCUAUACAUAUAGAUUAUACCAUAAGUAAGUAAAUAAUGAUCCUAAAAAUUAGCAUUGCAGGGGGAAAAGUCAAAUUCCUUGCUUGCACUUGACCUAAAGUUGCUAUAUCUGAAAAAAACAAAAACAGUUAAGAAAAGAAACAUUUCAACAUUUUACUUUUGUUAGAAUAAAUAAUUUAUUUUCAUUGGUGGUACUGGGUGAGAAAGAUAGAGAAUAUGUGUUUACAAAAAAGCUGUGCAAGAGAAAAGUAUUUUUAUGUGUAAUAUUUUUAUGCACUUUAAUGCAUCAAUAUUUUGUUGCAUAGCAUUGUAUUGUUAAGGUAUUUUACUUGACAACAUUUUUUUUUGUGUUGACUCUUUACUUCUGUAUCAGGUUCAAAAUUUGUUACUGAAAAUAAAUUUGGUUUUUGGGGGAACAAGUAGCUGAAAGCAUAUUAAGUUUUAGGAGUAAUAUAUUAAUUAAAUUUCAACUUUUUUUUUUACCAGUAUUUUCAAAGACUUUUGAGACUUUUCUGAGAGCGUUGGGGGCUGCAUUUUUUGUUUUAUAAAUAAUUUUCCCAUAUAACUUGUAUAGAUUUUUUAAAAUUAUUUUUUAUCCAUUAGAACCUCCCGAAACUGUAAGCAUAUUAAGAAAAAAACAACAGUGCUUAUCAUAAAAAAGUGUAUUGUUUUUUAACACUCUGGUAUCUGUUUUUGUGUCUGUGUGCUUUAUUUUUUGCAAAAUGUGUUUUGUCAAAAUUAAUUUAUAUAGGUUGAUUAAAAAAAAUUAAAAAUUAGAACUCUCACUAAAGUACCUCUUCCCUCACUCCCCCCCCCCCCCAAGAAAAGCAGGGGUUUUUGUUAAUGAAAUUUGAAAUUACCCCCAUUCUUUUGGGGAAAUUAGGAGUUAAUAUACAUGUUGUUGUUUUUCAAAAUGUUUCAUAGAAACAAGUUCUGUUCAUAAUACUACUGCUGAAUAUAUAAGUUAAAGUGUGGGCAGAAAGUACCUUUAUGAUUUUCUUGUGUUCAUUUCUUUAAAAAAAAAAAAAAUUUGAUCCAUUUGUUCCUUUAAUUUUUCAAGUUUCACAUUUAAUGCUGUUCAAGUACUUACUUAUGUCAAAUUCAUGUUUUUGUGGCUUUAGUAGAGUAUGCACUAAUUUAUGAUCACAUGUACUGCCAAAAUAUAAAUUAUUAUGGAUGUAAGGUAAAUACCCACUAUGCUAAAUGAGGCUCUUAUAGACCAUGACCUCCCAUAGUACAUGUAACAAAUAUGCAAAAAAUGGAAAAAAAGAAAUACAUUGUAAGUACAAGUGAAGUACAUGUAUUUGAUUCUGAAGAUGGAAUAUUGUAUAUCUAUAUUCCUUAUAUUAAAUCUACAAAUAAAACUGGAAUUGAACAGCAGUGUAUGAUUGUGAUUAACAGUAAUUUGUACAUCUGGAAAAUUUAUGAUUUUGACAUUGCAUGGUUGCAUUUGUGUCUUCUCAUGAAUAUGGUGCACGCUCUGUAUUUUAAUCUGUUGGUUUCACAUAAAAUAUUUUGAUUUUCUGUAUCUUAUGACGUCUCUGGUGAUAAUUAAUUGAUUUAAGAAUGAGUUGACAGUUUGAAUUUGGAAUGAAAUGGAAAACAGUGAUUUUUUGGUGAGGGAGAGAUGAAAGUUGAAAAGUUGUAAAAUUGGAAUGAGUGAAGAGAUUGAUGGAUACAAUUCUUUGAAACUUUCUCAGUUUCAGCAACAUCUUUCUCUUGAAUAAAAUGUUUAUAAAGAAUACAUACAUUCAUUCAUGGUCAGUACAGUUGUAAAACUAUGAAAAUGGCAAACAAUAUCAGCAUAAUGCAGGUGUUUUUUUUUCUCUAAAAGCAAAAAAAGUGUGUGUGACAAAAAUUCAAAGUUUUUUUGAAAAAUCAAUGUCACAAAGUGAUCGCUAGUAAACAAGUUUUUUAUGCCAGGAAGGAUUAUUAAGUGUUGACCAGCCACUGUAGAAAGUGCUGGAAUUUAGUGAUGUGCUUACUGUGGCUUUAUCCACAUUUAUUAUGUAUAAGAAUACCCUGUAAAAUUCAUGCUUUCAGUGUUGACCAGAUGGACUAUGUUAGUAAUCAUUGGUGGCACAGCGUCUUCCAUUAGCAUAAUCAAAGAUGUCUUGCCACAGCAUCAUUACUGUGUUUUAUUUUUAGUAUUCAGAAGUCAAAGAAUGGUGUAUGUGUUUGCUAUUUUCAGUUGUAUAUAGAACUGUGUUAAGUUACCAGCAUACAAAUUUUGUACUUGAUACUGUGUAGAUCUAUUCUCCAUUUAGGCUUUUCAUAUUGCUUCUGAUAUUCACUCCUAAUUUUAUUCUGAAAUAAACUCAAAAAUCAAUUUA